GUAAAAUUUUGUGCACACGCAAACUAUCAGUUGUUUGUAAUUCACAAUAGAAAGCAUGUCUGAAGCUUUCAUCUGGGCAGUUAAGACGGGCGAUUUGGAAUCUGUCAAGGAAUACGUUGAGAAAGAAGGGGUCUCUGUCACCCAGCCUGAUUCUACUGUUCUCCAUGCUACCCCAUUACACCACGCUGCCGACUUCGGACAACUUCACAUCGCCGAAUACCUCAUUAGUAAAGGCGCGGAUGUAAAUGCAACCGAUGCAUUUGGUGUUAAGCCACUUCUGGCCGCUGUCUAUGAAGGUCAUGUUGACAUGGUCAAGUUUUUACUGAGUAAGAACGCAGAUAAGGACAUUAGAGGUUAUGAUGGGAAAACAGCAUUGGAGUCUACAGAUAUUCCUGCGAUCAAGGCCCUGCUUUCGUAAAUAAAACUAUAUUGAGAUUGCUGUUGUUGUGAAGCA
This is a messenger RNA of Schistocerca gregaria, 454 nucleotides long. Its product is annotated as myotrophin-like. Gene Ontology annotation, biological process: regulation of barbed-end actin filament capping. The record is from RefSeq and is a predicted model, not a curated record. Gene Ontology annotation, molecular function: protein binding. The coding region runs from base 56 to 418 and encodes 120 amino acids. Gene Ontology annotation, cellular component: nucleus; cytoplasm. The transcript has 4 exons. Lineage: Eukaryota; Metazoa; Arthropoda; Insecta; Orthoptera; Acrididae.